AUGGCUGUGCCAUCGGACGACAGACCGCCCGGCGCGGUCAAGCAGACUUUCUACGACGACAGCCAGUCUGCUUCGCAGGACCCGGCACCUCUAGCUAAUGGACAGGCCAAUCUCUCCCUCAGACCGCACGACCAGGCCGAAUCUUCAGCCCUGUCACCCACUUCAUACGACCGAUCACGGCCUUCGGUAGACAACCCAAAUGAAGGGGGAAGCAAAGAGCGAUCCAAGUCGAAUGGGAGGAGGCCCAGCGGACAGCAGAGAGUAUGCGGUAAGUGUCAGAGACAUCUGACAGGACAGUUCGUGCGGGCGUUGGGGGAUACAUAUCAUCUGGAAUGCUUCACGUGUCAUGACUGUGGCAAGAUUGUGGCCUCCAAGUUCUUCCCUGUACCCGACCAGCCGCCGAAUCAAUAUCCCCUCUGCGAAACCGACUACUUCAAGAGACUGGACCUUCUCUGUUACGCUUGUGGAGGUGCAUUGCGAGGAUCAUACAUCACGGCGCUGGACCGCAAAUACCAUAUCGAACACUUCACCUGUUCCGUUUGUCCGACCGUCUUCGGCGCGCAGGAUUCAUACUACGAACAUGAAGGAAGUGUGUACUGUCAUUUCCACUACUCCACCAAAUUCGCGCAGAAAUGCAACGGAUGCCAGACCGCCAUUCUAAAGCAGUUUGUGGAGAUCUUCCGAAAUGGCGUCAACCAACACUGGCAUCCAGAAUGCUACAUGAUUCACAAGUACUGGAACGUCCGUCUACACGCGUCGCCGCCAAAAGGGUCAGAAGAAGAAGCUGCGCUCGAGAGGCUGAGGUUGGAACAAGAGAAAAACGAAGGUGAUGCCAGCGAAGACGAGCGAAGAGUUGUGCGGAAUGAAGAAGAAGCAGUUGAAUACAAGGUUCACUGGAUAUGGCACACACUCUCAACUUUUGAAGAACGAUCAGCCACCUGCAUCUCGGACAUGUUGUUACACGUUAGUAAUGGCGCAUACAUGGACGGGGUGGUGGCGGCUAAGAAGUUCAUCACACACGUGGAUCUGUUGUUUGGCGCUGCGGACGACCUCGACCACCGGUUGCAAGUACGGCCGAACAAGAAUGCGGAAAAGGGUGUGAGGACGUUUGAAGCUAUUGUGCACCCAGGCUUGAGCUACAGCAGAGAGGCGAAGCUGUUGUGCAAGAAGGUGGUUGCAUUCUUCCAGCUGCUGGCAGAGAACCAAGAUAAUGGUGUUCGAAGGCUGGGUGUCACCCAAGAACUGCUAUCUCUGGUUACUGGACUCGCACAUUAUCUCAAGCUCAUGAUUCGGAUAUGUCUUUCGGGCGCACUCAAGCUUGAGCGGGAGACGUCGAGCGCCGAAGGUCUGGAGAGUUUCCUUGAAGACAUCAGCAAACUGGACGAUCGCCUCGAUGCCGAAAGCCAGCGAGACUCACGGGCCGAAGCGGAUAUCUACGUCGACAAGAGCGCAGAUACGUGCGUAGUCUGCAGCAAGGCUGUGGAGGACAAGUGCUACCGACGCGAGAACCGAGUACUGCAUACACAAUGUAUGUGCUGCGCGAAAUGUGGCAGAGACUUCAGCGACGAUCCAGGAGAUGCACGGUGGAGUGAGCAAACCCAACGGGUGUGGUGCUCUACCCAUGCGCCAUCUGAUGCCCGAGCUGGAGGCUUCAUUCCAGUGACAAGACUGCAGCAAUACGUUCACCUCUUACGCGUGGCCCAUGCAAGACUGCUAGCUACGUUGAGGACCAGCGGCGCUUUACCACAUACAAGUGACGACCCUAACUUGACCGGUUACAAUUCACGAGAAGGCCACACAUCGGGAAGCGAGGACCAGCCACCUCUACUGCGGUCGAACACGAGGUCAAGAUCUUAUGCUGGGAGGUCUGGAGCACAACGAGCACAUGGCGACACAAGCUAUGAGGACACGAUGGGCGAUAUUCGUCGCUUGAGGAGCACGAGAAUGGAUAAGCACCUUUCUAAUGCCACCCGAAAAGCACGUACGUCGAGGAUAAUUGAUGGUCCAGAAGGGAUGCGGCCUGGCUCCGCAGACGGCAAAGACCACAAUCGCAGGAGGACGAGUACUUUCCAGAUUGUUGAGGACCGAGAUGCAAAUGGUGAAGCCGUCACGCAUCUGGCAUUCGGUAAGAACGAUGCCAUGACGUUGGACGACAUCCCCAGGAUAGUUCAAGCACAGCAGACGCGAGAACAACGGCCGAAUGCAUCGCGGUUCGCCCGAUCGCCAAUGUUACCGCAAGAGCCAGUACCACGACUCGUCAAUGGCCACAUGCGAGAUGCUUCAGGCGACGCGACAGACAAGUUGGAGGCUAGACCGCCUGGAACGAAGAAGUACUUCUCAGAGCUCACAGCACUUGAGUACUUCAUCGUGAGGCAUGUUGCCGUGCUUUCGAUGGAGCCACUGCUAGAAGGCCACUUCAAUCAAGAAGAACUCCUUGACUUGAUUGAGACGAAGCGACCCACGUUCUGGAGCAAGUUCGGCAAGGCUUUCCAGGGCAACAAAGACAAGAAGGAUAAGCGACCCAAGAACGCCAUCUUCGGUAUACCCCUCGAGCAGCUCAUCGAACGCGACUACGAAGAGAGCACGGACGGCGUCGGCCCAGGAUCACUCAAAAUUCCGUCACUGGUGCAAGAAUGUAUCACGGCAAUGAGGACUAUGGACAUGUCUGUCGAGGGUGUCUUCCGUAAGAACGGGAACAUCAAGCGACUCAACGAUGUGAAGGAGGAAAUCGACACCAAGGGCGCUGUCGACGUCGACCUUUCCAAGGAGAAUCCAGUCCAGGUUGCGGCGUUGCUGAAGAAGUUCCUCCGCGAGCUGCCCGAUCCUCUGCUCACCCACAAGCUGCACAAUUUGUGGGUGGCAUCACAGAAGAUUGAGGAGAGUGACCGAAGGCGGCGAGUAUUGCACUUAACCUGCUGUCUCCUGCCUAAAGCACACCGAGAUACCAUGGAGGUGCUCUUCACAUUCUUGAACUGGGUCUCCAGUUUCAGCCAUGUCGAUGAAGAAAGCGGCAGCAAGAUGGACAUUCACAACUUGGCUACCGUCAUUACUCCCAACAUUUUGCAUCGUGGCAAGGAGAACGUGCCCGUGGACGACAGCUUCUUGGCCAUUGAAGCCGUGCACAGCUUGAUCGAGUGUAACGAGAGCAUGUGCGAGGUACCUGAAGAUCUAGCAUUGAUCCUCAACGACUCCUCGCUGUUCAGCAAGGACGCGGAUAUCACCACCAAGGAGAUCCUCAAGCGAUACGGUGACCGCGCAAAGGCUCCCACAGUCAACAACAGCCAAGGCCCCAACGUUGUGGCCGCCAACGGCACAACCUCACCCCAAGGUGCUGCGCCUGUCGUGACCAGAGUAGACACCGACCCGCACCAACAGACCGCCUGGCAAAACGAGAGUUCUGUCCGCCACGUGGGCGGCGAUCCCAUGACACCGCCAACGCUGCCCUAUGUCAACCCCAGUGCAAACACAGAAUCGCACGGCAGCCCGAACCGGGGCAGCAUGCGCUCUGGAGUCUACGACAAGCAACGAGCCAUGGGCAUGACAUGA
Messenger RNA from Zasmidium cellare ATCC 36951, 3546 nucleotides. RefSeq lists its product as uncharacterized. The record is from RefSeq and is a predicted model, not a curated record. The transcript is spliced from 3 exons. Gene Ontology annotation, cellular component: cytoplasm. NCBI's taxonomy places the organism in Eukaryota, Fungi, Ascomycota, Dothideomycetes, Mycosphaerellales, Mycosphaerellaceae. The coding region runs from base 1 to 3546 and encodes 1181 amino acids. Gene Ontology annotation, biological process: signal transduction; actin cytoskeleton organization.